Podarcis muralis (Common wall lizard) is the source of this 2420-nucleotide messenger RNA. It is a transcript of the gene B3GNT4, whose product is annotated as UDP-GlcNAc:betaGal beta-1,3-N-acetylglucosaminyltransferase 4. Gene Ontology annotation, biological process: poly-N-acetyllactosamine biosynthetic process; protein O-linked glycosylation. Lineage: Eukaryota; Metazoa; Chordata; Lepidosauria; Squamata; Lacertidae. Gene Ontology annotation, molecular function: N-acetyllactosaminide beta-1,3-N-acetylglucosaminyltransferase activity. The record is from RefSeq and is a predicted model, not a curated record. Gene Ontology annotation, cellular component: Golgi membrane.
GGCGGCGAGGGCGGCCGGAGCCCCGCUCGGAGGAAGGGCCAGGCAGCCGGCCGGGCGGGGGUUGCGGGGCAAGCGGAGAGUCUUUGCCGACGGGGACCUGGCGGAUUUCUGCCGGCCGGCCGGCCGCCGCCUUCUGCUCGCCUCCGCGCUCUCGGAGGAUUGCAGCGGCCCAGCCGGGAUGCGCAGAGACUUUUCUCGCAGGUUUUCCCGAGGGUUUUGUUUUUCUGUCCUGAGCCUGCUCACCUGGAAGCAGCUGGGGAAAUUUAGGCUUGGCUGACAGCUUGCAAAAAGGGGUUCAGUUCUCUGACAUUGGCUGAGAUGCAGACCAGGAUGAGAAGAUUCUCGGUGUACAUCUUACCAGCUCUAUUACUUGCAUGCUUGGUCUACUUAAGGAGAGAUGCCAAGCUGGUGGCGUCUUUGGCAAACAGAGAACUGCGCAGGCCAAACGUGAGCGUUCCCAAGCUGGUGAAAUCAAGCAAAUGCUUGCCAGACAUGAUGGUCGCGAAUUCCUUUCCCUCCCUCCCUGAGGUUCACCGUGUUUUCUUAACCUAUAAACACUGCCGGAAUUUCUCGACAUUGCUGAAGCCCUCCAGAUGUGCUGCAGAGACCUUCCUCCUGCUAGCAAUCAAGUCCACCCCUGUGAACAUAGACCGCCGCGCAGCCAUCAGGGGCACCUGGGGGAAGGAGGCCAUUAUUGGUGGGAAAUUGGUGAGGCUCCUGUUCUUGCUUGGCCGCUCAGAGAUCAAAGUUCAGGCUCACUCCCUCCACCAGCUUUUGGCCUAUGAAAACCUGGAGUUUGACGAUAUCCUCCAGUGGGAUUUUGUUGAUAACUUCUUCAACCUGACACUGAAGGAGCUGCAUUUCCUUCGGUGGGUGGCAGAGGACUGCCCCCAUGCCUGCUUUGUGUUGAAGGGCGAUGAUGAUGUCUUUGUGAACACCUACAACAUUGUAGAGUUCCUUGAGCAUCUGGACCCUGACAAAUACCUUUUUGCUGGGGAUGUCAUCAGCAAAGCCCGGCCAAUCAGGAACACCAACACCAAGUAUUUCAUCCCAGAGUCAAUGUAUCCGGCAUCCUUCUAUCCACACUAUGCUGGUGGCGGCGGCUAUGUCAUGUCACGGCUGAUGGUGCAGCAGCUGCAGGUGGCGGUUGAGGACACUGAGUUGUUCCCAAUAGACGAUGUCUUUGUUGGGAUGUGCUUGGCCAAAAUGGGGAUCAUCCCAAUGCACCAUCCUGGCUUUAAGACCUUUGGAAUCCAGAGGCCCUUUAAUCCCUUUGAUCCCUGCCUGUACAAAGAACUGAUGAUUAUACACAAACAGAACCCAACGGAGCUGUGGGUCAUGUGGACGUUGCUGAAAGACGACAACCUCCGAUGUGCCACGUCAGUAACUCAGAAACUAUAGGAUAGAUUAGGAUGUGUCUGGUGCAGUAAAACUACCAGACUGAGACUUUGAUAGGAGCUGGCUUAAAUUGAUAUAAACAGAUAUCUUUCCUUUUUUUUUUUUAGAUUAUUUAUGGUAGAAUAAUUUUAUUGCACUGAUUUCCCACCCCCGAAAUUGUUUACAGAUGUCCUCAAAAGUUAGCAACCUGCCAUGCCCAGAGGCAGCUGCGGAGGAGGAGUGGGGGGGGGAGGGUUUGCUUUCAUGCUUUUCCUGGUAGCAUCUUCUCGCUGGUACUGGAGUAAAUGGCUGUGGCCAGGCUCUCCCUGCAUCCUAAAAUAAAGUCGUCUCUUGUUUCUGUUUCUUUGGUUACCUGCUGCACCAGCUUCACCUUGACUGGAAGUACUCAUCAGGAGUACAUUGGUUCAUAAAGAGAAAAAACUUCAACUUGAGAGAAAACAUUAAAAAAAUCGUAUUUUCUCUGUUGAAGCACUAUGGUCAAAGGUCAAGCAACCAGUGUAAUACUUUUGGCAGUCUUUGUAAAUGUCUCACUAGCGAAUAUGUGAAGUCUCAAAUAUUCUGGGGGAUUGUUGAUUGCAGGAUGUGGUCUGAGGGCACACAAAAUGGAGCUACGCAGGUUCAGUCUGUUCAGUGCCUGAUAAGGCUAUCAAAGACUACCAGCCAUAAUGACUAUGUUCUUCCACUACUGUCAGAGGAAACGUCCCUCUCAGCACCAGUUGCUGGUACUUACAGAUGAGGAGACUGCUAUGAUACCCAGGUUCUACUCAUGGGCUUCCCAGAAGAGCAGGAUGCUGACCACUGGCCUGGUCCAGCAGACUCUUUUAUAAGCAGAGAGCACCAGUGGAUACCCCGGGUUACAUGAUGGUGAAAGGCAGGGGUUUUUUUUUAACAGAAAAGGCACAACUAAUAACAUUCCCCAUCAGACCAACCCCAUGUCUCCUCUACACAGGUUUAAAAGGUAAAGGUACCCCUGCCCGUACGGGCCAGUCUUGACAGACUCUGGGGUUGUGCGCCCAUCUCAC